AUGCGAAACGGUGGUCAGCCACAGCAGACGGCGGUAAUGACGCCGCCGCAUUUGAACGGUUCCGCGCAAUUCGUUUCCGGCGGUUACGUCGGCUACGUACCGCGCCAGUCCUGGGGGCAGUUUCAAGGACCCCAACAUCCCAGGAAUACGGCCAGACCUCUGUCACAUCCACCGCCGCCACCCUCCAGAAGGGAAAGCCAAAGACCCUCUGGCAACGGAUCCGCCAACCCUAAGAGUACGUCUCUUCCGCAUUGCAAACCUGGAACGCACAGGAGUACCACACCUUCGGUAGUGUCAGAUGGUUUACAUUCGACUGGUUUUAGUUACCGUGAACCGAUCGGUCACGGCGAGAAUAAAUGUAGAAGACAAGCAGCAGAGAAAGAGAAAGGCAUGGAAGCGAAGCAUGAAUCUUCUUAUGCGCUGCGGAAGGUGGACCCCGAGCUGAUAUUCACGAAACAAGAACGAAUUGGGAAGGGUAGUUUCGGUGAGGUGUUCAAAGGCAUCGACAAUAGGACCCAGCAGGUUGUUGCCAUCAAGAUCAUCGAUCUCGAAGAGGCAGAGGAUGAGAUCGAAGAUAUACAGCAGGAGAUCAUGGUGCUGUCACAAUGUGACAGUCCAUACGUCACCAAGUAUUACGGGUCCUAUCUCAAGGGAACGAAACUAUGGAUUAUUAUGGAGUACUUGGGUGGCGGCUCGGCCCUGGACUUGAUGAAGGCCGGUAACUUCGAGGAAAUGCAUAUCGCGGUGAUAUUGCGUGAAGUGCUCAAAGGGCUGGACUAUCUUCACAGCGAACGGAAGCUUCACCGCGAUAUUAAAGCUGCAAACGUUUUGUUAAGCGAAAUGGGCGACGUGAAACUGGCCGACUUUGGUGUAGCUGGACAGUUGACCAAUACGACCAGCAAACGUAACACUUUCGUCGGAACGCCAUUCUGGAUGGCACCGGAAGUCAUCAAGCAGGCUUCGUACGAUUCGAAGGCUGACAUUUGGUCGCUGGGCAUCACGGCGAUCGAAUUGGCCAAAGGAGAACCUCCAAACAGCGAGCUGCAUCCUAUGAGGGUCCUAUUUCUCAUACCGAAGAACAAUCCGCCCCAAUUAACCGGAAAUUAUACGAAGCAAUUCAAGGAAUUCGUCGAGGCCUGUCUCAACAAGGACCCUGAAAACAGGCCAACGGCGAAAGAACUACUAAAGUUCCAGUUCAUCAGGAAGGCGAAGAAAAACUCGUACCUGAUCGACCUCAUAGACAGAUACAAAAAGUGGAAGUCGCAGCGCAGCGAGGAAUCGGAAACGGAGAGCGAAAAUUCGGACUCGGAGGAGUCGAAACAGGAUAGCGACAUGGACGAGCCAUGGAUAAUGACCGUGAAAGGCCCUCACGGGGUGAAAGGAUCCGUGGUGCCUAUGCUACCGCUCGACGAACAGCCAACCUCGUUGACCAUCACACACACGCCGAAUCACAGAUCCACGAAUCACAAUCAGCAAACGAAGCCACACGCGAACGGUGCCUCGAGAUCUCCACCGAAAGAUUCCACGUUGAAUCAUUACAGAAGCGAGUCAAGGGAUUCUGUACGCGAUGGCCAAGCGAAACACACACCGUCCCGACCGCACGAGGCUGCGCCACCGCCGCCCGUGGACACGCGAGAAAAACGAGAAGACCGAGAUUACAGGGACUUCAAUCGGGAUUCCUCGUUGAGGGAAUUGAAGGAGAUACGUGACAGCAGAGACAGCAGGGAUAGGGAACGUGAUAGAGAAGGACGAGAAAGAGAAAGGGACAGAGAUAGGGACAGAGACAGGGAAAGGGAAUUCAGCGCGAAAGAGAAGAGGAACAGUAAACCGGAUGUACCUGUCGUACCUAUGGUGGACCAUAGGCCCGGUGAAGACAAACAGAGACCAAGGAGCUCGCAGGAACUGAAGCAUCCACGAAGCGCGGCUCUUUCCGGUGUUGUUUUACCUCUCCUUUCCGAGCUUCAACGGAAACAUCAAUAUUCGGCAAGAGACAAUAAUGGCGAGGGCGGAAGCGGCAUUGGCAAGAACGGUGGCGCGAUAGAGGAACUACGUAGCGCGUUCGAGACAGCGGAACGCACUUCGCCAGGAAUGACCGAGGCUCUUAUCAGGGAACUCUUUAAGUCUUUACUUCCUGCCAAUCAUUCGGAGGGUUGUCUGUUUAUGCUGAUGGAAAAAGUAAUUCUAAGGUAA
Molecule: messenger RNA, 2190 nt
Organism: Bombus pascuorum
Lineage: Eukaryota; Metazoa; Arthropoda; Insecta; Hymenoptera; Apidae
Gene: GckIII
Product: serine/threonine-protein kinase 25-like
Exons: 10
Coding region: 1-2190 (729 amino acids)
Biological process (GO): protein phosphorylation
Molecular function (GO): protein kinase activity; ATP binding
Source: RefSeq, a predicted model, not a curated record